Molecule: messenger RNA, 3093 nt
Organism: Capsaspora owczarzaki ATCC 30864
Lineage: Eukaryota; Filasterea; Ministeriida; Capsasporidae
Exons: 4
Coding region: 1-3093 (1030 amino acids)
Source: RefSeq, a predicted model, not a curated record
AUGCGUGCUACGAUUGUCGUGCUCGCUGCGUGCUUGGUGCUGGCGUCUGCCCAGACGCUCCAGUUGCCCGAUUUCUCACAAAAUGAGCGCAUUUCCACCGAGCUCGAUGCCAAUCAGCAAUCCAUCUUCAUGGAAGAACACACAAUUCCGACCAACUUUGACGGCACCGAUUCGCCCAUGACUCUUGUUCGCGCUGUCGGUCCCGACAAUGGCCUCAAAGCCCUGAUUCAAUCCAAGGACAAGCUGACCAUGCUCUCGGCGACCCAAGGCUGCCAGGUGCUCGAGUCGACCGAGGACCAGCCCGUGGCGUUCAUUCCGGACGCCGCAGCCUUUGCCGACUACACCGGCCCCAAGCGUCAGUUCUUCUUUGGCUACCGCGAUCUCGUGAACAACCACGACUUGAGCUCUGCCGAGUUCAAUGAAACCCGAAUCUUCCGCGGCAUCUCGUGCAACGUCUUCACGGUCGCCAACAUCCAGAAGGCGGGCGUUGCCUACGACGCAACCAUCUACGCUCCGGACAGCGACUGGACUUGGUUUAACAGCGACAACUCGGACAAGUGGCUUGCUGCGGUCGAGCUGAACGGCAUUCUGUGCGCGAGCCGAAACGAGACGUGCGACUUUGACAGCGCCAAUGCCACCGCCGACUCGACCACGUUCACGCAGUGGUACAACUUUUUCUUCCCGCUCACUGACACUGGGGUCACCAACCCGUCGCUCGACCUUGGUCUGCUUGCCUUCUGCCCGCUGGACUCUUCGAGCGACAGCUCGUCGGUUGCCGCACCCGUCUUCCCCGAGACCGCCAACGCCCAGGUGCUCGUCACCAAGGUCGGCUCCACCGAGUCUGUUCUGACCUGGGAGGCGUGGAAGUUUGUCACCGAGACGACCGAGACAUCGAGCUUCAACCUGACCGAGAACGGCUGGAUUGUCAAGACCAACGCUGGCUUUGCCGACCAGUCCAUCUUUGCCGUGGCCUUCUCGCGCAACCUGACCUUCACCAUUGACCCUUCGUACGGCUGCAACGAGACCGACUCGUCCGACACGUCGAUUGAGCUGGUGAACGAGAAGACGGACAACGUGUUUGGCCUGCCCGAGGCGCUCACCAGCUCCAACUAUGCCAAGCGUCUGCUCAGCUCGUCCCCGCUCACCAUCCACGGUCUGAUUGAUCUGUACCUGAUUGGCAACCAGCUCAACCUCAACCUCACGUACAAUGGCCAGCGCCUCGUUCGCGACAUUGCCUGCAACUCGUGGUUCGACACCGAGCCCUCGUCGGCAGUUGUUGAACCUUCUGGGUCUGCUGAGCCCUCCUCGGCACCUUCUGCUUCUGCGGAGCCAGAGCAACCAAUCGCCACACCCACAAUCAAGGCUCGCCAGUACUUGCUCAUCAUGGACUUUGCCAUCGCCGAUUGGACCUUUUCAUCCAGCAGCGUCGAGCUCGACUCGACGCCCGUGCGCUUCCAGCUGCUCGAAAUGAGCACGGACAGCAGCGCCAAUUCGUCCUCGACUGGCGCCUUCAACUGGAACUCGGAUGAAAUCACCGAUGCCACCACAUCGGGUCUGAUCGUCAACAACUGGAUCUUCGACAUCUUCUCGAUCAGUGGUGGUGUUCCCAAGGGCGAACUCAGCCUGCCCGAGUUUGCCCAGUGCACUGCGCCCCCAUCCAACGCAACCAAGUACUAUCCCGAGCUGGCAUCCCGCUUUGUUUCGUACAUUAGCAUGAUUGACACCGUGACCCCGUCCACGGGCUGGAUGCAGUCGUGGUGGAACAACGACACCGACGGCCUCCGCUUCUCCUUCUUUGACGGCAUUGACAUCACCUUGAGCAAGAUCAUCCUGGGCGAGUCCAACCAGCUGAACACUGUGUUUGUCAAUGACGGCACCUGCUCAUCUCAGACCCUGCCCGUGUCCCUCAACCCCUUCCUCCCUGCAGACGAAGUCCAGCAGAACGAGACCACUGUUGAAUUCUCGGCCAGCAACACGAUUACUCCCGACCAGAAGGUUCAAGAGCUUGUGCUGCUCUUUGGCCGCCUCGACCUUGUGAAGGCUGUCUUCAUCGGCGAACGCGACGUGAACGGCCUUGUUGCACAGUACUGGCUUGGUCACGACGAGACCUCGGAGCUGUGGUUUGGCUUCUACUUUAUCAAGCCGCUUGAUGACAGCAAUUCUGCCCUGUAUGUCCCAUGGCGCCUCGAGGUCUCCAAGUUUGCAUCAUGCGAGUCUGAAGAUGGAUGCUCCGACGACGGAUUCUGGUCGCCAAAGCGCGUCUACGAGGUGCAUCGCGUUUACGACUUUGUUGGCUUGUCCACGCAGCGCAACAUUCCUCCAGUGACGUUCAACCCGCCAUCGUGCAGCGUCAGCCCCUCGAGCUCCUUGCCAGCCACCGUCUCCGCCACCAACAUUAUCCCGAUUCCGCCAAUCUCGGGUUCAGUUUCUGCCUCUGCCUCUGCCUCUGCCUCUGCCUCUGUCUCUGCCUCUGCCCGAGUGUCUUCCUCGCAGAUUGUCUCUGCGUCUGUCUCUGCAUCCGAGUCGAUUGUAUCUGCUUCCGGCUCCGCCUCGGCUUCCGCUUCUGUUUCUGGAUCGGUCGAGUCGGCUAUUUCGGCCUCCUCUGGCUCUGCCGUUUCUGGUUCUGCCUCUACCAUCUCUGGCUCUGCCUCUGCAGUCUCUGGUUCUGCCGUCACCGCCUCUGCAAUCUCUGCUUCCGGAGCGACUGCCUCAGCAAUCUCUGCUUCGGCCGUCACCGCGUCACCGUCCGGAAUUCCAAUUAAUGUCACCUACACUGUCUCUGGCUCCGCGGUCGUCUCUCCUUCUGUGAUUAUCAACGCAACUGCUACCACGGGCAUUGUGCCAGUCCGUCGUGGUGCUGGACGCGGAGCAGAGCAUGUGAUGCGUCGCGAGGUGGCCAACGCCAACCAAGCCUCCACUGGCAACCACAAGUCUGGCAUGGCCCUGCCUGUUGUUGCAGGCAUCGCCUGCUCUACCCUGCUUGUUGGAGCUGCGUUUGGCGUUGCAAUGGGCAUUGUUUACCGUCGCCGCCAGCGUGAGCACGGCUACGUGCAGCUUUCGACCGCUCCCUUGGACUCGAUCUCGACUCCGUAA